UAACGACUUCUUUCCACUCGUCACACCGGUGCAAACUUUUUUCGCACUUCACAUUUUUCGUCUAUGUUAAACAGAUGGAAUGUAAAAAGGAUAGAUAUACACGAAGUGCAUAGUAAUGAUGGAAGUAAGAUAUGGUGCGCGCAUUCGGCCAUUAUUACGUAUUGAAAAUUUCAGAAAAAUCACUCGACCGGCCUACUAUGAUUUCUCUACGUCACAACUAGCGAGUAGUUGAUUCUACAUUUUCCCGCUAGAUGGUGAUGCUGCUAUUGCUGCUGUGACGAGUAGACGAGAGGAAAUAAAAUGGCAAAUGCCAUUUCAGAGAAUGUGAACCAUACUAGGAAAUUAAGUUCUAGGCAUGUGAUACAUUUAUUGCUGAAAAUAUCUACAAUGUCAAAAAACAAAUUGAAUUUGACUCUACCUCCUGGUUCCAUUGACCAGACCCCAGCGGUGACACCAACUUCUUCAUUUCAAGAAAAAGUAAACGUGCCCAAUAAUCUCAGAGGAAAUGUAGACAAUUUAACAGCUCGGUUGGAAGAGCUGGACACUUCCUCAGAUAUGGACGACACCCAACGUAAAAGAGUCAAGGCAUUUCUGUGCCAAAAAGAAAUGAUAGGCGGAGAAUUCUCAGAUGAUGACCUGGAAAAAUUAGGUGAACUUGGCUCAGGCAAUGGAGGAGUCGUGACCAAAGUGCUCCACAAAAGUGGCCUCAUAAUGGCAAGGAAACUCAUACACCUAGAGGUGAAACCUGCCAUCAAGAAGCAAAUUAUCCGUGAACUCAAAGUAUUACAUGAAUGCAAUUUUGCCCACAUAGUUGGGUUCUAUGGUGCAUUCCACAGUGAUGGGGAAAUAAGCAUCUGCAUGGAAUACAUGGAUGCUGGUUCUCUUGAUCUGAUCUUGAAAAGAGCAGGUCGAAUCCCUGAAAAUAUUUUAGGUAAAAUUACUUCUGCUGUCUUGAAAGGCUUGAGCUAUCUGAGAGACAAGCAUGCAAUCAUGCACAGGGAUGUCAAGCCCAGUAACAUUCUAGUCAACAGCAGUGGAGAAAUAAAAAUCUGUGAUUUUGGAGUGUCAGGACAGUUGAUAGAUUCCAUGGCCAAUUCAUUUGUAGGAACUAGGAGCUAUAUGUCACCUGAGCGCCUGCAAGGUACCCACUACUCGGUCCAGAGCGACAUCUGGUCGCUGGGCCUCUCCCUCGUCGAAAUGGCCAUCGGGAUGUACCCGAUCCCUCCGCCCGACGCACGAACGCUCGCCUCGAUCUUCGGUCCGCGCAACGACCAGGACUCGCCCGACCACACGAAGGGCCCCCGGCCGAUGGCGAUCUUCGAGCUGCUCGACUACAUCGUCAACGAGCCACCUCCCAAGCUGCCGAGCGGCAUCUUCACCAACGAGUUCAAGGACUUCGUCGACAGGUGCCUGAGGAAGAACCCGGACGAUCGAGCCGAUCUGAAGACGCUGAUGAACCAUGCUUGGAUAAAGAAAUCGGAGUCUGAAGAUGUGGAUGUAGCUGGAUGGAUUUGCAAAACCAUGGACAUUCAGCCUCCAAACAAAUAGAUGAAUAGUUUUUUUACAUUACACCCAAUAUUAACUUGUUCUAGUAGUUGAUUAAAUGAAUAUUAAGUUAUGAUCAUCCAAAAUAGAUUCUUC
This is a messenger RNA of Phaedon cochleariae (mustard beetle), 1641 nucleotides long. The record is from the annotation of a GenBank genome assembly. Lineage: Eukaryota; Metazoa; Arthropoda; Insecta; Coleoptera; Chrysomelidae.